Messenger RNA from Carya illinoinensis, 895 nucleotides. Its product is annotated as bifunctional adenosine 5'-phosphosulfate phosphorylase/adenylylsulfatase HINT4-like. The coding region runs from base 145 to 597 and encodes 150 amino acids. The record is from RefSeq and is a predicted model, not a curated record. The transcript is spliced from 6 exons. NCBI's taxonomy places the organism in Eukaryota, Viridiplantae, Streptophyta, Magnoliopsida, Fagales, Juglandaceae. Gene Ontology annotation, molecular function: catalytic activity.
CAACCAACCCAACUAUACCCCAACGGGUGGUUUUCUAUACCUCUCUGUCUCUAUAUUUAUUUGAGAAACCCAUAUAUACACAAUCCAACCCAAGCAUCAGUCAUUCGGAAAUUCGGGCCAAAAAAUAAAGGAAAGAAACUUGAAAUGGCGGGAGCAGCUUCGGCAUCUUGUAUCUUCUGCCAGAUCGCCAGCAAAUCCAGACCCACUACCAUCCUCCACAGCGAUGAGAAGGUCGUUGCGUUUGAAGACAUCAGCCCAGCGGCUGUCAGGCAUUACUUGGUGAUUCCUGUGGAGCACAUUCCAAAUGUAAAGGACCUCCAGAGAAGAACUGAAGACUUCUCCUUAGUAACUCACAUGUUAGAGGUUGGGCAAACGCUAUUACGUCGAGAUGCGCCUCAGUGUACACAGUACAGAUUUGGCUUUCAUCAGCCUCCAUUGAACUCUAUUAACCAUCUACACCUUCACUGUCUGGCGCUACCUUACACACCCAGGUGGAAAUGUGUGAAAUUCUUAUCUUUGGGAUCAAUAGGGUUUCUUGAGGCCGAGAAGUUGUUGGAGAAACUAAAGCCUUUACCACCUGUUAUUUCAAAAGUUUGAUAUCGCUCACAUUUAGUUGACAUCGUGCAUAUUAAAGUUUGGGUUUUGCCAAUAAGCUUGGGUAUACAUUCCAAUGUAAGAUUUUGUCUUGUUGAAAUGUUGUGUUAAGUUGAAUUUUGUGAGGUGCUGUUGUACCCUAAUAGUAUGUAAUUCAUGCUGCUUAAUGCCUAUGAACAUAAUCAAUUCCCUAUGGAUAUCUCUAUUUGAUUGGUACUUGUUGUACAAACUAUAAAGUUGUAUGAACAUCAGAAAUGCUAAAUAUCCCCUUGCCAGGGAACGCUUUAUGAGUUUUAUAUUA